UUGUUUUUCAUCUUUGCUCCGAAUCAAUUGUUAGGUACAAAGGCAAAAACAUACCCAAAAGUUUUCAAUUUUCUUUAGUUUGGUGUUCAUGUUUGGACAAGAACUAAAAGAAAAAACAUAAACCCUAAACCCCAAAAACCCUGUCUUCCCCGGAUUGUCUACAGCCUGACAAAAAGCAUCAUCAAUGGCUGUAGACAAAAUCAAGGUUGAGGAAGAAGCUUGCACACUUCGUUUUUACAAAAUAGUUCUAAGCUGGGAUUAUCUUCGUCUCCUUCGAGAAUCUGACCAGAAAAACAAUAAAAAAGCUGGUGAUCUGGGUUUGAAAGAAGUGAAGCAUACUUAUAAAGAUGUUAAUGAGUAUAUUUCUAUAUUCGAACCUCUCUUGUUUGAAGAAGUUAAGGCUCAGAUUGUUCAGCAAAAGGACCAGGAAGAAGACAUAGAAUGGAAGACUGGCAUAAUUGUUGAAUGCAAUGAGGCUGACGGGUUUCACCUACCAGUGGUUUUUGGGGAGAAUUGGGAUUCAAUUCAACAAAAUGAUCUAUUGCUCCUCUCUAGGAAGAAGCUUGAAGAAAGUGAAGACCUCUCAACUAUAUACGCGUUUGGGUUGGUCGAGUAUAAGCAAUCAGGUAGCAAUGGAGGAAAGAUUGGACUUAGAAUGGAGUUAGGUGGAGAGGUUAAAGGAUCAAAUGCUGAUGAGGUCAAAUCUUGCCCAAGGCUGUCGCGUAUGCGCCCUCUUGUGAAAGAAUCACAGAAAACUUGGGUCAUUAAGAAAAUCUGCAGUUUGUCUACAAUUGUCCGAGAAUAUGUCGCUCUCCGUUCAGUUGGCUCUCUUCCAUUCAAAGAUUUAAUAUUGAAGGCAGCUGAAAGCCAACAAUCUUCUGAAGAUCGGGCCUGGGAUAUUUCUAGUUCCCUGAAGGAUUACAUAAAAAGCAAUCACAAUGCAUCCCAACUAGAAGCCAUAGAUGCUGGUCUGUCACGCAAACCAUUUGUCUUGAUACAGGGCCCACCAGGAACAGGAAAAACACAAACUAUCCUGGGGAUUCUUAGUGUCAUUUUGCACGCAAUUCCAGUUAGAAUACACUCCAAGGGUAGAUUAACAGAAAUAAAGCGUGGGCCUGAACUACCAUUUCAGGAAAAAUACAAUCACUGGACGAAGGCCUCACCUUGGUUAGGUGGUACUAAUCCUAGGGAUGCGAUUAUGCCUAAAAAUGGUGACGAUGGUUUUUUCCCGACCACUGGCAAUGAUUUGAAACCAGAGGUGGUUAAUUCUAGUCGCAAAUAUCGCGUGCGUGUUCUAGUCUGUGCCCCGUCAAACUCUGCAUUGGACGAGAUUGUUUUGCGUGUACUGAAAGGUAUUCAUGAUGAAAAUGAUCGUUUAUACACCCCUAAAAUUGUACGAAUUGGUCUCAACGUCCAUCACUCUGUUGCUGCCGUAUCUAUGGAUCAUCUUGUGGAACAAAAACUUGCUGGCGUGGAUUUCCAGACUGGUGAAAAACAGAAACAUGGAAGUGCUGGAAGGGAUAAAAAUGCCAUUCGUAAUUCAAUUUUAGAUGAAGCAGCAAUUGUAUUCUCUACACUCAGUUUCAGUGGUUCAUCUCUUUUCAGUAAACUGAAUCGCACUUUUGAUGUUGUUAUAAUUGAUGAAGCUGCCCAAGCGAUAGAAGCAGCAACUCUUGUUCCACUGGCUAAUGGAUGCAAGCAAGUAUUCCUGGUUGGUGAUCCUCUUCAACUUCCAGCCACUGUGAUUUCUCCUGUUGCCGAGAAAUUUAAGUACGGGAUGAGCUUGUUUAAGAGAUUUCAAGAAGCGGGGUAUCCCGUACAGAUGUUAAAGACCCAGUAUCGCAUGCAUCCAGAGAUAAGAAGCUUUCCUUCUAAAGAAUUCUACAAGGAGGCCUUGGAGGAUGGUCCUGCUGUUGAAAGCGAAACUAGACGUGCAUGGCACAUAUACAGCUGCUUCGGUCCUUUCUGUUUUUUUGAUUUACAUGAGGGAAAAGAGUCCCAGCCUUCAAAUAGUGGCUCUUGGGAAAAUGUUGAUGAGGCUGAGUUUGUUGUGCUUAUGUAUCACAAGUUAUUAGCUAGAUUUGUAGAGCUCAAGUCGAGCUCUCAAAUUGCUAUAAUAUCUCCCUAUAGAUCUCAAGUAAGCCUCUUCCGUGAUAAGUUCAAGGAUACCUUUGGUGAAGAUUCAAAGAAAUUUGUAGACAUCAACACUGUGGAUGGAUUCCAGGGAAGAGAAAAAGAUGUUGCUAUAUUUUCUUGUGUCAGGGCAAGCAAAGAUAAAGGCAUCGGAUUUGUUGCUGAUUCUCGGAGAAUGAAUGUCGGAAUUACCAGAGCAAGGUCUUCUGUUUGGGUGGUGGGUUCUGCUUCAACUUUGAGAAAAGACGAGCACUGGAAGAAUCUCAUCGAGAGUGCAGAAAAGAGGAAUGCUCUUUACAAGGUUUCGAAGCCGUAUGCUGAUUUUUUCAGUGACGCAAACAUUGCAUCUAUGGAGAUUAAGAAGACCGUGCCAGAACUGCAGGAAGUCCCUAAUGAUGAUAUUGGUUUCGACAUGGCUAUAGAUGUUAAUGUCGAUGAUGGACCAGCAGAUGUUCAAGAUUGGGGUGGCGGAGAUGCAGAAGGGUUCGAUGGAGCUGGAGACGAUGACUAACUUGGGAUCAAGAUUGGGGUGGUGGAGAUGCAGAAGGGUUCGGCGGAGCUGGAGACGAUGACUAACUUGGGUACAACAAUGUGUCCUAGUUCACUCUGUUACUGCUAUAGUAAAAACAUUUUGUAUAUAUUGAAAUCAACAAUGCUCAUGCAAAUUUAUCAACCCAAUUUUUACUAUUUUUUUCAGUUAUAUAAUAUGUAUAAAUUUCAAUCAAA
Messenger RNA from Daucus carota subsp. sativus, 2859 nucleotides. RefSeq names its product probable helicase MAGATAMA 3. Gene Ontology annotation, molecular function: helicase activity. The transcript has 20 exons. The record is from RefSeq and is a predicted model, not a curated record. Bases 185 to 2644 code for a protein of 819 amino acids. Lineage: Eukaryota; Viridiplantae; Streptophyta; Magnoliopsida; Apiales; Apiaceae.